GCGAGUGGUGGCGGGAUGCUGAGCGGGCUGCUGGCCUCGGUCUCGCUGGUGGGGCUCGGGCUCGGCGCGCUGCGGGUGGUGGCGCCAGCGGUGGCGCUGUUUGUGGUCCGACGGGCACGGGUAGUGCUCCGGGCGCGCGGGCCGGGUGUGGCGUAUAUGGACCUCCCGCUUGACCAUCCACUGGUGCAGGCGCGGCUGGAGGGGGACGGCGCGGCGGCCGACGACGGCGGUGCGGUCUCGUACGGCGUCCUGCUCGCGCCGCGGGCCGGCGCCAUCGCCGUCCUGGACGAGCUGCGGGCGACCGGAGUGUACAAGGGCGUGUGGGCGACGAUGUUUAUCUCGCUUGUCUCGCGUGGCUUGCACACACUGCUUGACCAGCCAGUCUACACCGCGCUGGUGGCGCAGCGCGGCGAAAAGACUGUCUCGUCGAUGGGCGAGCUGGUGCGCGGGCUCCGGACCUGGCCGCCGCGACUGCGCCUGCCUGCGGUCUUCCCGCUCAACGACCCAUACUACAUCACCGAGCACGUGCUCACCAUUUUGCUCGCACCGCUGCGGACCAUCACGCUGCGGUACAUGAGCGACGUGCCGUCGGCUCACGGCGGGACAGCCAAGCCCAAGUACGCCUCGUGGUGGGACGCGGCCAAGACGGCCAUGGUCUCAGACCGGCUCGACGACCUGGUCUUUGACCUUGUCCAUCACGUCUUUCUGCGGUACUUUGUGCUCAACUUCCGCUCGCCGUGGCUCAACACCCACGUCCUCCUCUCGUACGUGGUCAGCGGCAUCAUCUCCUCGCUUGCUUGCCAUCCGCUUGACACCAUCCGAAUCGUGCUGGCCCGCGACGGCGAGCAGGCGCCCGAGUACAAGGGCCAGCCGUCGGGUUCGGCCCGCUACUCGGCGUUCUGCGGCAUUGCCGACGCGUGGCGCGACCGCAUGACAGAGUACGGGCCGGCAGGUCUCUUCCACGGUUACGAGUUGAUUGCCACCGCACGCGCUCUUCACAUCGUUCUCUCGACGCUUACCGGCGCUGUCUGCGCCCGCCUGGAGCGGCGGCUGCUUAUGUGGGGUUGGUCGUAG
Messenger RNA from Thecamonas trahens ATCC 50062, 1074 nucleotides. RefSeq lists its product as uncharacterized. The record is from RefSeq and is a predicted model, not a curated record. The transcript has 2 exons. Lineage: Eukaryota; Apusomonadida; Apusomonadidae. Bases 16 to 1074 code for a protein of 352 amino acids.